Arachis duranensis is the source of this 1759-nucleotide messenger RNA. RefSeq lists its product as uncharacterized. Bases 176 to 1393 code for a protein of 405 amino acids. The record is from RefSeq and is a predicted model, not a curated record. NCBI's taxonomy places the organism in Eukaryota, Viridiplantae, Streptophyta, Magnoliopsida, Fabales, Fabaceae. The transcript is spliced from 14 exons.
CCUAAUUAUUGCGACUAUAAAAUAUUUUCGUCAAACAACUAUUGCUACUUCUUUUUUUUUUCUUUUCUUUUCUUUUGUUCUCUUCCGUUUACUUUUUAUUUUGAAUUGUUCAUGCGUAACACAUAGAACGACAUAGCCCUCUGCAGAGAAUUCUCUGCGUUUUCAACGCCAGAAUAUGAAGUCACCUUCAUCUUCUUCUUCUCCUUCUUCUUCUCGGGCUGUUUUGGUUGCUGAUUCCAAGAGUAAAAGAAGCUAUUGUUGUUCUUAUACCCUAUUUCCAGCAGCUUGUUUGAUAUGUCUUGGCCUGUUCUUCGCUUUUUCGUCCUUCUCGCAAGGCAACAGAGAGAAACUAACAAGCUGGAGUGUGAACACUCAGAAUCAAAAUGUGGACAGUCUGACUCAGAAAAUGGAAACUGAUAUAGUUAAGGAUAAAUGCAAGAACCAGUGCAGGCCUAGGGGAAGCGAGGCAUUACCUGCUGGUAUAGUGUCCAGUACUUCCAGCUUUGAAACGCGACCUCUAUGGGAUAUUCCUGCCGUAAGGAAGAAGCAUCAUCAGCGCAGACAAGUUAAUGAGGUAAACAUGACGAGAAACUUGUUUGCGAUGGCAGUGGGGAUAAAGCAGAAGGAUCUUGUGGACAAAAUGGUUGAAAAGUUUGUAGCAGCUAAUUUUACUAUGAUGCUCUUUCACUAUGAUGGUAUUGUCGACGAUUGGAAGGAAUUCGACUGGAAUGAUCAUGUCAUUCAUGUGGCAGUACUCAAUCAAGGCAAAUGGUGGUUCGCAAAGCGGUUCUUACACCCUGAUAUGGUUGAAGAAUAUGAUUACAUUUUCCUUUGGGAUGAGGACCUUGGAGUUGAAGAGUUCCACCCAGAUAAUUAUAUAUCUAUCAUUAAAAGUGAAGGGCUGGAGAUUUCACAACCAGCUCUUGAUCCUCAACUUUCUGAAGUUCAUCAUCAGAUAACUGUACGUAGUAAACGGACGAUCGUACACAGAAGGACAUACAAAACUGGAGGUUGUGAUUUGAGCAGCACUGCUCCUCCUUGUACCGGGUGGAUUGAAAUGAUGGCUCCUGUUUUCUCAAGAGCUGCAUGGCGUUGCGUUUGGUAUAUGAUCCAGAACGACUUGAUCCAUGCAUGGGGUCUUGAUAUGCAGCUCGGAUAUUGUGCUCAGGGUGACCGAACGAAAAAUGUUGGUGUUGUGGAUGCUGAAUACAUAAUUCACUACAAUCGUCCUACCCUUGGAGGAGCAGACAAGCCAAACGAUUCUUCUCAACCUCAAGAACAGGAUCAUAGACUUGAUGUGAGAAGACAGUCUUUCAGGGAAUUAGAUCUCUUUCAAAAACGUUGGAAAAAGGCAGUUGAAGAGGAUCCAUGUUGGGUUGAUCCAUUUCAUUAGCCAGUGAUGCAAUCAAAGUGGCACUAAAAAUUUUUAUGUAAAUUCUGCACAUAAAAAAAGACACGCCAUUCAUGUAAAGAGAAGAAAAUUCAAUUGGAUACAGGUAAAUUAAAGUGUUCAUAGUGAGAAUUCCUAGAGGAAUCUCUCUGGUAAUUUGAUCUUAAAUUAUAAUUUAAGCUAGGUGCAUUAUAUGGGAUAUUUAGUUCGUUCCAUUUUUAAUCAGCGUUUUUUAAGAUGAAAUAAAUAAUAAGGGAAGGCACCCAAUGAUGAUGGGUAAGAAGUUUGGAAUAUUGAUGAAGUCCUUGAGGAAACAUCUUUUGAAUUUUAAUUUCAGAAAAGGAAUAGAUGGAUUCAUGAUCUUUAUUA